AUGCCUCCGCAGCCAGGCGCUGCCGUCGCCCGGGCCUUUCGCGGGCGAGGGACCUGCCGCUUCACCUCCGCCUACCAGGCGAACCUCUUCCAGACGCGCGCCUUUGGCAAGCAGGCCAGGAGGCCACAGAACCCAGAGCGCAAGCACGACAGCCCGACGCAAUGGCUGUUCCCGGCCAAGGCAGUCUCGCGAGCCCUCUCGGGGCGCCCCCUACCCCAGCGCCGGUCCUUCUUCCUCAACUUCAUGUACCGCUCCGCAGCGAUCUUCGGCACCGGUGUUGGCUUCUUCGGCUUCCUCGUCGCUGCCUUCUUCAUCUACGAUUCGACGACAUACAAGGAGACCAGCUUCUUUGGCGAGUGCCGCGUCUCCGAGUUUGCGCUCUCGCCGCGGAGGGGUGGGCCCAAGAACCUGCCCAUCAUCGACGCCCUCAUCGACGACGACGACACCGAAGCGAAGCGAGCGCAGAAGCAGAAGCCACGUCUGGUGAUUCUCGGGGGCGGCUGGGGCAGCGUUGCGCUGCUGAAGGAGCUCGACCCCGAUGACUACCACGUCACCGUGGUCAGCCCCAAGAACUACUUCUUGUUCACCCCCAUGCUCCCCUCGGCGACCGUUGGAACCCUCGAGCUGCGAAGCCUGGUCGAACCCAUACGGCGCAUCUUGUCCAGAAUCAAUGGCCAUUACGUGCGGGCAGAAGCCCAGGAUGUCGAGUUCUCCCACAAGCUGGUUGAGGUUUCUCAGACCGACGCUCAUGGCAAAGAGAUGAGGUUCUACGUGCCCUACGACAAGCUGGUCAUUGCCGUCGGGUCUGUCACGAAUCCCCACGGUGUCAAGGGCCUGGAGAACUGUCACUUCCUAAAAGACAUCAAUGACGCCAGGAUGAUCCGCAACCAGGUCAUGAGAAACCUCGAACUUGCAUGCCUGCCCACAACCGAUGAUGCCGAGCGGCGGAGACUACUUUCGUUCGUGGUCAGCGGUGGCGGUCCUACCGGUGUCGAGUUCGCUGCCGAACUCUUCGACCUGCUCAAUGAGGAUCUGACCAUUCGAUUCCCAAAGUUGCUCAGAAACGAGAUUUCCGUCCACUUGAUUCAAAGUCGCAGCCAUAUUCUCAACACCUACGACGAAGCUCUGUCCAAAUAUGCCGAGGAGAGAUUUGCGCGUGAUCAGGUUGACGUGCUCACCAACUCGCGGGUCAAGGAAGUCCAAUCAGACAAGAUCAUCUUCACUCAAAAGAACGAGCAAGGCGAGGUGGUUACCAAGGAACUACCAAUGGGAUUUUGUCUCUGGUCGACUGGUGUGUCGCAGGCCGAGUUCUGCAAGCGUAUUGCAAACAAGCUCGGCGACUCCCAGACUAACCGACACGCUCUCGAGACCGAUACCCACCUGCGCGUGGCUGGUACACCUCUGGGUGAUGUCUACGCCAUUGGGGAUUGCUCCACUGUCCAAAAUAACAUUGCGGACAAUAUCAUCUCCUUCCUCCGUGGACUCGCCUACAAGCAUGGCAAAGACCCUGAGAACCUUGAGCUGCACUUCUCUGAUUGGCGCAAUGUUGCUGCUGAUGUGAAGCGCCGGUUCCCCCAGGCGGCAGCUCACCUGAAGCGCCUCGACAAGCUCUUUGGCCAGUUCGACAAGGACCAGUCCGGAACGCUCGACUUUGGAGAGCUCAGAGAGCUCCUCGGCCAAAUUGACAGCAAGCUGACCUCUCUGCCCGCCACUGCCCAGCGCGCCAACCAGCAGGGUCUCUACCUCGCCAAGAAGUUCAACAAGAUGGCUUCUGCGGCUCCGGGCAUGAGCGCAAACGAUAUCCGUGAUGGCGACCUCGACGAGGCUUGCUACAAGGCAUUUGAGUACCACCACCUGGGCGCCCUUGCCUACGUUGGCAACUCGGCCGUCUUCGACCUCGGCGGUGGCUGGGGCCUGACUGGUGGUAUCUGGGCUGUAUACGCCUGGAGGAGCGUGUACUUCGCCCAGAGCGUCGGACUUCGAACCCGGUUCCUCAUGAUGAUGGAUUGGAUGAAGCGAGGUCUCUUUGGAAGAGAUCUCGUCAGUUUCUAG
Neoarthrinium moseri is the source of this 2052-nucleotide messenger RNA. RefSeq lists its product as uncharacterized. The transcript has 2 exons. Gene Ontology annotation, molecular function: calcium ion binding; NADH dehydrogenase activity. NCBI's taxonomy places the organism in Eukaryota, Fungi, Ascomycota, Sordariomycetes, Amphisphaeriales, Apiosporaceae. The coding region runs from base 1 to 2052 and encodes 683 amino acids. The record is from RefSeq and is a predicted model, not a curated record.